Amoebophrya sp. A120 is the source of this 2796-nucleotide messenger RNA. The record is from the annotation of a GenBank genome assembly. Lineage: Eukaryota; Dinophyceae; Syndiniales; Amoebophryaceae.
AUUAAAGAAGCCUCGCCCACCAUGAAAGCAUCUUGUGGAAUAGCGGCUCAACAUGGUGCGCGCUUCCGCUUGCCUAUUUUUUGGUACUACUGUCUCUCCUUCGCGGCAUUUGGAUUUCUGGCCAGCGACAUGGCGGAGGCGGUCAAGGUACGCUCCUUUCUGUCAGACCCCGAUACACUCCCACUGCAGGAAGUACGGACGGCGCAAAUCAGAACACCGCCUCUAGUUUCAGUGCCAAAGGAAUUUGAACUGCUUCCCGAUGAGUCGUGGAAUUGGAAGACGGGACUAUCGAAGCAAAAGGAGCUGGCGACUCAGCACUGGGUCGCGGGACUUUCGAUGCCCGACCACAUCGGGAUACGCUUUUUACAGGAUGUUGCGCGCGGCCCGGACGGUAUCGCCGACUUUCGCACCGCAGCCUGGCACGGCUUUGCAGGUUGUGUCCCCGUUGGGGUGCUUGCAGCGCGGGAGCGCGCAGAAUUCUAUGUGGAACUGUGGCAAGCAGUAGCAUUCGCAGAGCAGCUUUGGACAGAAGAGCAGUCCCGUCGUCAGACGUUCGUCACACGACAGGAACAGAUGAUGCGUAUUACCCGUAGCAGACGACCAGGGAGCGGGACCGGUAGGAGAGGUGGAUCUCCACCCGGCCUCUACACGACCAGGGGACGCAUUUUCUGCCACCAGUGUGGCAGAGAUCGAGAUUGUGAGAAGAUGAAGCAAAUCAAGCAAGUAGGAGCAUUGUCUGCGAGCUGCGCCCGGUCACUUCCAAGAACGACAAAAAAGGCGAAAAGUUCAAUAUCUAUUCCAGGGAUUACAUCAAAACGGAACCAUGCGACUUCGAAGAAGCCGCUUUCCGCGGAGCGGCUGCACCGGCUGACCCACCACCGAUGGGUGCAAUACACUGCCGCGAGCGACCCGGAUUCGGUCGACGGUGGAUCAGCGCUUCAUCUGCUUGAGCCAGGGCAAGCGUUUGUGGCAGAAUUCGACAACGUCACUGCGGAGACUGUUGAUCUUGCGAAAAAGUUGCUGGCCUGCCUCUGGGAAAACUACUUUCUCGAACAGGAUCCCGGGGCGCGCGAGUACUGGUGGAUUUGGCUUUCCGCGCGCAACUGGGCAGUGCUCGCUCAAAUCGACCCCGACCUCCUAAAAUUCCGGCUGCCGCUUCUGCUGCAAAAGGAAGGCGAUAAGGAGAAGAGAAAAGCGAUUAUAACGAGGUUGCAGAAUAUCGUCCUGGACUCACGGGCAGACGCGGUACUGGACUUUAGUACCGAUGAAGAAGUAGAGGAUGAUGAAGCCGACGACCUGGGCCAUCUGUUUGCUAGAGGCUUGCAAGAUGCACUCCUCCAUUCCAACACUGACCGCGGUGGAGCGAGUCCGACUUUCACUGCCAGCACGCGGAGCACUUUAAUCACAGAACAAGGACUCGACAGAAGCUACUUCGCCACUCUUAGUGACGUAGGAAGUAGCUCCGACCCUAUUAGCGAGAGCGAGCAAUCACCCGCAGCGAUGACGGAAGGAUUUCCUCAUGCACCGACCAAUGCGGUGGAAGGCGAUGGCGAAGCAGAAAACCUGGGCGGCGCCCCUCUGACUAGGAGUACAUCUGCGCCCCCGCCGCCCUCUAUGAUUCGGCGGGAUGCGAUGCGUGCGCUGUGCGUCGCGUUUGACCAACCGAUAGGUUUUGAGCGCCUCGUCGGGAAACAAUUGAAAACAAGCGGAAACAACGCCGAAGUCUUCGGCACGGAACCAAUUUACAACACGGUACGGUCGCACCUGUUCGCCGGCGAUGUGUUGGAGCAGCGACGGCUGCUCGAUUUUGUGCAGAACCAGCUGCAACAGGACUGCGACGCUGACCACGGUGUUUUUGUUCUGGCGUUGCAACAACUUUCCCACCUAACGGACAUUUUUCACGACCUCCCACAGGAAGUAGAUAAAAAAUGCGCUGGUUGUUGUACAAGAGGAAAUAGCGGUCAAGAGCACGAUGCAGCGAUUCACUUUCUCGAGAGCUUGCUUCUGCAGUUGCUGAGUCUAGGACAGACGAAAAUCGACCCGCACGAACACGCUGACACUGAGGACGGCACGACUUGCGGAAACCGUUUGAAAUCACUCUUCCAACUCGGUGCUCGUCGGGCGAUCUAUUCCCGAAGUUUUCAUCACAACCCCGAGUUUGCGACGCUUGUUGCCCUUUUGGCGCUGACUUCGCACGAAAGCAUCGCACGUACUCUGGGCGGCGGCGCCGAGAUUCAGCUCGUGCGGUUGCUGUUUAGCGGGGCCUUGCGGGGGGUAGCAGUAGCACGGGAAAUAACGAUGAACAAAUCUGGGUCCUUGUCGCGUGACUUGCAGAACAUGGAGGUUGAUUUGACGCCAACAAUGCCCUUCCGUGCUGAAACUGUUUUGCGAGACUUUUUGUACUACGCAUUCGUGGGAGAAAGUCGGACAAGUCUGCGAACAGACAAAAGAAUCUUCCUCGAGGCGUUCGAUACGGUGGUGAAGGAAAUCCACGUACUGCCCGGCAUUUCCGACAAAUGGCCAAUGCCGCAAAUGUCGGAGACAGAGGUCGUUGUGGCGCUGCGAAACAUCGCACUGGAAACGUAUCCAGAGGUACUCGGCAAACUGAGGCUCUUCGACGAGACGUUUAUUGCCGAACCACGGAUGUUGAGACCAGUAGAAGAAAUACCGCAAGAACGCUUGAGACAAAUCAGUAGAAAUACCUCCCCGACGAGCAGUCAAGUAGAAUCUUCCAGCCUUUCCUACUGCUCAACGGGCCGGGGUCAACGCCCCUUGAGGACAUAUCAUGCGAUCUGA